AUGGCUUACGCAUUUUGGGCCAACCCACAUCCAUUCUGCGGCUUCCCACGCAGCUUAAUACUCGCUACCAAUGGUGGUGGUGCCGUGCCGAUUGAUGCCACCUCUUCUGAUCCUUCACAUCUUCAGUCUUCCAGUGAUCUGGGCGACGGUGACCCAGCGCUCUGUCUUCGCCAUGUCGCGGAUGCCGCUUGGCGUCUGUUUGCCAAUCGCGCUUACCUGCAUCAGUACGAGCGUUACGGCUUGACGAAAGAGACAGUAAUGGACUGUUUUGCCGUUGUUGAGCAGACGGCCCACUGCUACGAUCGACUGUCUUUUUCGUAG
Messenger RNA from Protopolystoma xenopodis, 321 nucleotides. The record is from the annotation of a GenBank genome assembly. NCBI's taxonomy places the organism in Eukaryota, Metazoa, Platyhelminthes, Monogenea, Polystomatidea, Polystomatidae.